Fomitopsis serialis is the source of this 1425-nucleotide messenger RNA. RefSeq lists its product as uncharacterized. The record is from RefSeq and is a predicted model, not a curated record. The transcript has 4 exons. NCBI's taxonomy places the organism in Eukaryota, Fungi, Basidiomycota, Agaricomycetes, Polyporales, Fomitopsidaceae. The coding region runs from base 5 to 1360 and encodes 451 amino acids.
CACCAUGGCCAGCCACCUCAACGCCAUCCUCGGCCAUCUCGACGCCAUCGAACCCCUCUGCCAACACAUGUCCCUCCCCCUCACCUCCCCCAACUCUCGCUACCUAGCGUUCACAGUCUGUGAACGCUUCCAGAUCCUGCACCGCCUUGUAUCGAGGUCCAUUCCCCAAGCUGACGACGAACACCCUGCCAACGAUGUCUACGCCUGCCUCCGAAACUAUGACCACUACGGUGACGUACCGGAAUACGACGACUGGCAUGAACCACGCAGCGACAACGAUCCACACAGUGACGAAGAGCUGCGCAGUGACAAAGAGCCGGGUGACGACGAGCCACACGUCGAUGACGAGCCACACAUUGACGACGAGCCCAUUGACGACGAGCCCCGCGACGAGCCCAUCGACGACGAGCCCAUCGACGACGACGAACCCCGUGACGACGAGCCCCGCGACGACGAACCCCACGACGACGAACCCCGCGACGACGAGCCCCGCGACCCAAGAGACGCUGCCAUAGCUCUCCGCAUCACCCGCAUCCUCAGCACUCUCGGCGCUAGCCCUCCCUCCCCAUCGGAUGUCGCACUCCUCCUCAUUGGCGAUCACCCAAAGCACAAGCUCGCAGACCUCGAGGACGCCGCAUUCAUCCGCCUCCUCUCGGGCCUCCCACGCGCGUCACUCAAUGACUGGGCCGACGUCUUUGAUGCUUCCGCCGACACCAUCGUCACCAUGGCUGACAUCGUCGCCCACUCCGCCAAUCACGACACCGUCGCAAGCAUCUCGCAACGCCUUCAACUCCGCCACACUGCUCUCGUCACAACCCAGUCCGCCCACACCGCUCACACUGCCGUCCAUCGCAUCUUGCUCCAGAUCGACACCAUCAAAUUCGCCACCGACUGGCAGGCCCGCCAGCAGCUCCCCCGCGGCAAAAAGUGGACCACCACCUUCUUCCGCACUUCCUUCAUGCAAGACCCCGCCUUCUCCCACGAGUUCCUCGGCCUCACCGAGAACGCGGCAAACGCCAGAUUCGCCCUCCUCUCCCCCCAAUUCAAGACCUGGCGCAACUCCGCCCGCCUCACCAUCUCCUCCCGCAAUCGUCUGCUCAAAAUGUACAAUACGUUUGGCCCAGCCGUCCUUCUCGACCCUAUCUGGGCUGCAACCAGCCUCGUCCGCGGUCGUUCCCGUGCCUUCAUUCCCGUCCUCGAUGCCAUCGCACAUCAUCUCGACAACGCAGAUCCUUCGUCCCUUCCUUCCCCUUCGCACGCCAGCAGCGCUCUCAUCAACAUCACCACCGUCCUCGCAGGUGACCUCGUCGGCACGCACGUCAAACACUUCCUCGAGGAAUUCGCCCCGCAUGUCCCGUAGUACUUUCGCCCGCUUCUGUUGACUCGCAGCAAUGCUAUCGUCGCGUCCACGUCCCUGCCUUCAGC